Molecule: messenger RNA, 693 nt
Organism: Salvia hispanica
Lineage: Eukaryota; Viridiplantae; Streptophyta; Magnoliopsida; Lamiales; Lamiaceae
Product: NDR1/HIN1-like protein 6
Biological process (GO): defense response to other organism
Cellular component (GO): plasma membrane
Source: RefSeq, a predicted model, not a curated record
CAAUCCAUCUCAUCUCAUCACAAUGUGUGGUAGCUGCAUGAAAUGCAUCGGCUGCUGCUGCUGCCUCCUCUUCCUCCUCCUCCUCGCCCUCGCCCUCACCGCCUCCUACUACUACGCCCUCUACGUCCCCCAAGUCCCCACCUACGAGGUCCACAGCCUCGACGUCCGCACCUUCUCCAUGCUCCCCGACCUCACCCUCGACACCAACAUCGUCGCCACCGUCAGGGCCUCAAACCCUAAUUCCGACAUAGGGUUCAUCUAUGGCGAGAACGGGCAGGUCAACGUGGUAUUCAACGAAACAGACGUGAUAUGCAUGGGCCGCCCCCCGCACUUUCGCCAGGGGAAUAGGAACGUGACGAAUAUCCGGGUGGACAUGGUGGGGAAGGGCCGGGUGGGGCCAGGACUCCAGGCGGCUCUGCAGGAGAACCAGAAGAGCCACAGGCCCGUCCCGUUGGUGGUGAAGGUGACGAUGCCGAUUAGGGUUGUGGUGGAGGGGAUCCCCUUGAGGGAGUUUAAGGUUUAUGUCAACUCUUCUAUGUUGGUUGAUAACUUGGGUCCUAACAAGAUGAUGAAAAUCAUAUCGAGUGAUGUGUCUUAUUAUUUUGAGUUGUGAGAGGGUUUUGUAAGGAUGCAUUAUGUUGUUCUUUGGGAGAGAUUUGGUGUGUGAUUUAUUGAACUUUAAAGAAAUGAAAU